AUGUCUGCAUCCAACCCCGCUCUCGACGCCAUUCGCGUCGCUGAGGGCCUUUUCGAUGCGAGCGUGCGCGCGGGCGCGGCCCCGGACGUUCUUGCUGCGUGUUAUGCGCAGCAGUGCGGCGUCGUCCGCCAGGCUCUCUCGCAAGUCUCGAGCUUUUCGGCGCAGAGGGCUGGGGAGUUGCUCAACGCCCUCGCGGGCAGCACGUUCCCGUUGCAGCAUCGCGUGGAACUGACCAGUGCCAUUAACGCCCUCGUUGGAGCAAAUGCUUUCGCGGAUAGUCGCACGACUGGCCAGGUGAACGUCUUCGCGCAGAAUUAUUCAGCAACCUGCGGCAAGUCCCGCCGCAGUUCAGGCCUCACCCUGGGUGGCAGUUGUUCGAAUGACGGCGACGAUGCCUGCAGUGGUCAUGUCGACGACGAUAAGGAGUGGACCUUGCUCGGCGACCCCUGCCUCGCUGGUAGCCGGAAGCUCCAGAUCGUCGUAGGCCGCUUUCGCGACCUGGGCCUCCUAUAUCCUUCGGAGCAGACCUGCACCCACGUGAUCGCAUUCUUGGCGGAAGCGAUCUUGCAGAGGCAGCCCGAUCCGGUGGCUCCUUCCUCAGCAGCAGUCAUCGCGCACACCAACGACUUCAAGUCUCUGAUGCGGGCGGUGCGCAAGAACGUGCCUUCGGGGAACGUCCCGCGGGUCUACCCAGAGAACCCGAAUGAGCUCGAAAGGACUCAUCCAGAACUAUUCCAGAAGGCAUUCCCUGCAGACACGCGCCCAGUCUUCCCGAGCCCCGUGGACUCGUUAGGGGUGGAGUUGCUGCGAAGGGGGCCCCCUUGCCGGAUCAGCCACAGCUCGAUCAGCGCCCCGCGCCGUGCGCGCCGCGCGCCGAGCGGCCUGCAGGCAGCGCUGCUGGACCAGGCGGCCACUGCGGGCGGCGAGCUGCCGGGCUUGACUAUAUGCAGUCGCCCGCAAGCCGCCGCCCGCGCCGGCGGGUUGCUCGCGCUCGCGGACGGCCUGGCACACCCGGCAGCCGCGGGAGCCAGGCAUCCGCGGCUAGCGAGGAGACGGCGCCUGCAGGGCCCCUUGCAGCUCCUUGCGAAGCGGCGCCUGCAGGGGGUCGCCGCGCGUGCGCCUGCCGACGCAGCGGCCAACGCCGACAGGCUGGCGCGUUUGCGGGCUCGCGCGAAGGACUCCUCGGCGCCGAACGGGGCGCCUUCGCCCAAGGGGAAGAAUCGCACGGGGAGCCAGACCCGCUCGGGCACGAAGAAGGCCCUGAAGCGGCCGGCCGCUGCGAAGACCGAGGCUUCCCCGGCGAAGAAGGCCAGGCGGACCCCCCCGGCGCAGAAGGGCGCGGCCGCGCGGGCGGCCGCCGCGAAGACCGAGGCAGUGAAAAAGGCCAGGCUGACCCCCCCGGCGCAGAAGGGCGCGGCCAGGCGGGCGGCCACCAGCUUCCCAGGGGUCCCCAAGCGCAAGACCGAGGCGACUUGGAUUGGCGACUACAGGGUGUACAGCGACGUCACGAAGCAGGCGUGGCGCGCGAGGAAGCCAGGCCACAGGCAUGACGCCUCUUUCAGCUGGAAGGCGGACCCCCGCAAGGCGUGGAGCUCGCUCGUGGAGUUCACGACCGAGUGA
Molecule: messenger RNA, 1620 nt
Organism: Prorocentrum cordatum
Lineage: Eukaryota; Dinophyceae; Prorocentrales; Prorocentraceae
Source: the annotation of a GenBank genome assembly